AUGAUCCUUUGGUUUUUUCCUUAUCUUGGUGGAUAUGAGUAUGUGGUUCAUGAUUUGUUUUCUUUAGUAGCAGUAACCAUAUUCAAUGUUCAGCAAUAUAUUUCUGCCACAAAGACGAGGGACCAUAGAGCAAAAGAAAAAGGACAAAACCCUGAUGCUGAUAGCUUUUCUAUGUUUUCUGGAAGAGCUUUUACAUCAGAGAAGGACAUGGAAGAGUUGAAUACCUUGAAGGAACAAAUAGGAUACCUUCAGUUGAAAUUAAAGGAGAAAGAGGAACUUUUAAAGUCAGCAGAUGCAAAAUUGGAUGAAAUGAAACACCAGGUUUUAGAAAAAGGCGGUUCCCUUAAGUAUACUCAACAACAACUCUCUGAUGUUAAGAUAAGCAAACUGCCCUUGAAAAAAUAA
Vicia faba (fava bean) is the source of this 405-nucleotide messenger RNA. NCBI's taxonomy places the organism in Eukaryota, Viridiplantae, Streptophyta, Magnoliopsida, Fabales, Fabaceae. The record is from the annotation of a GenBank genome assembly.